AUGCUCCUUCAUUCCGUGUCUCUAACAUCUCGCUGCCCCGUCCUCUGUCCCACCCGCAGGGAACCUGCGGAGGCCUCCGCACCCCGUGGCGACAACACGCGCCUGCUCGGGCGAGCUCCAGAGGAGGAGGAGGAGGAGGAGGAGGCGAUGCAGGCGGAGGGCAUGCGGGAGGUGGCCGUGGCAACCGGCCUGGAGGUGCUGUACCAGGAGACCCCCAACUACCGCGGAGCGGCGGCCGAGGCUGACCGCAUGAUCGAGCCUAAGGAGACGGCUAGGCAUGCCUGGCGAGUGCCAGACCUGGGUGUAGAGCCUGUUGUUAGUGCAGGUGAGGAGGCGGUGACUGAGGGGGGUUAG
Closterium sp. Naga37s-1 is the source of this 354-nucleotide messenger RNA. NCBI's taxonomy places the organism in Eukaryota, Viridiplantae, Streptophyta, Zygnematophyceae, Desmidiales, Closteriaceae. The record is from the annotation of a GenBank genome assembly.